CUGUAUUAGUCUUGAUAUACACUUGGUGUCAAAUGCUUGGAGAGUUGGAGUCUACUUAUCAUUUUUGUUUGAUCAAUCACUACGGAAGACGACGGGAAGAGAGGAGAGGCAAUGGGGUGUUUGAAUGUUUCCUAAUGGAGUGUAGGGACAAAAAUGGAAUUGCAGUGUGUGGAAGCAAGGCGAGCGGAAAGUCAAGCUAACAGUCGUCUCCCACAAGUCUUGCUUCCCCCACCUGUCUCCCCCCCUCCCCUUUCGCUUUCACGCGGCCGAGCCCAAAGCCUUCCUUCCUUCCUUCUUUGACCGCUUCAACCUGCCCAAAACCAUCAAUUCCCCCAUUCAUUCAUUCAUCAUCAUCAUCAUCUUCUUCUUCUCUGUGGUUUCUAAGCUCUCUAUCUCCCGCAGCUCCUCGAGAUCUACUGCUCACACUGUUCUUGCAAAUGAGAAUAUAAUGAGAUUGAUAUUUGAUGUUGAAGUUGCACGUACUAGUUUGUAUGGGUACUGAAUGUACUGAUCAGGCUACAAUUUUAGAAAGUUAUUAUCAUCAGUGAGCACAGUGCUGGAUUGCAGACCUACGACGCUACCAUCAUGUUUUGGACUUUCUUUUUCUGUUUCCUAUUGAGUAACAGUCUUUGUUACUGUCUUCAGAGUGAUAUUGAUUGUCUUAGAUCAAUUAAGUCAUCUUUGAAAGAUCCAAAAGGCUUCUUGUCUAAUUGGGAUUUCAAUAACAACACUGAAGGAUCCAUCUGUAGAUUUUCAGGGAUUGAUUGCUGGCAUAUCGAUGAAAGCAAGGUUCUCAAUAUCCGUCUUCCGUAUAUGGAACUCAAGGGAAGCUUUCCACCUGGCCUACAGAACUGCUCAGCUUUGACCGGGUUAGAUCUUUCUAACAACCAGAUCAACGGGCCCAUUCCAUCAAACAUCUCCAAAAUCCUUCGUUUCGUGACUACUCUUGACCUCUCAUCCAACAACUUGUCUGGAGGGAUCCCCGAGAACCUUGCAAAUUGUACCUUCUUGAAUGUUAUUAAUCUUGAAAACAACCAGUUGACUGGUCCAAUUCCUCUCGAACUGGGUCUCCUCAGUCGAAUCAAGACAUUUAGAGUGGCAAAUAAUCAUUUGAAAGGGCAAGUUCCAACCUUUGGAAAGCUCACUCCUGAAGUUAGUUAUGCCAAUAAUUCUGGACUAUGUGGGGCCCCAUCAUUGCCACGAUGCAAGGUUGCAUCAAAAAAAGAAAACCCUGGAUUGAUUGUUGGUGCAGCUGCUGGUGGGGUUACUUUUGGAAUUAUUGUAUUGGCAAGUGCCAUAUGCUUCUAUUUGCGUAGGACAUCCAGGAAAAAGGAAGAAGAUCCUGAUGGUAAUAAGUGGGCAAUGAGUAUUAGGGGCGCCAAAACCAUCAAGCUCUCUAUGUUUGAAAAGUCUGUUUCGAAAAUGAGAUUAAGUGAUCUCAUGCAAGCUACCGAAAACUUCAACAAAAGCAACAUAAUCGGGUCAGGAAGAACGGGGACUCUUUACAAGGCAGUUCUUUCUGACGGCACACCUCUAAUGAUUAAGAGAUUGCAAAACACCCAACACUCUGAGAAAGAAUUUGCAUCUGAGAUGGCCACUCUUGGAACAGUUAAAAAUUGCAAUUUAGUCCCUCUUUUGGGGUUUUGUAUGGCUAAACAAGAGAGGCUGUUGGUCUAUAAGUACAUGCCAAAUGGGACCCUACACGACAAGUUACACCUUCCGGACAAUGGGGAAAAACCAAGACAUCUAGAUUGGACUUUGAGACUGAAAGUCGCUGUUGGGACGGCCAAGGGGUUUGCGUGGCUCCACCACAGCUGUAACCCCAGAAUCCUCCACCGGAACAUAAGUUCCAAAUGCAUCUUAUUGGACGAAGAUUACGAGCCGAAGAUAUCUGAUUUUGGGCUGGCCCGGCUCAUGAACCCGAUCGACACCCAUUUGAGCACUUUCGUGAACGGUGAGUUUGGGGACUUUGGUUACGUCGCGCCCGAGUAUUUGAGAACUUUGGUCGCCACCCCGAAGGGAGACGUCUACAGUUUUGGGGUAGUCCUGCUGGAGUUGGUCACAGGCGAGAUGCCCGCGUACGUGAGCAAAGCCCCGGAGAGCUUCAAGGGGAGUUUGGUGGAAUGGGUCGCUGUUCUUUCGCGCGAAUCUAGGCUUGAAGAUUCGAUCGACCAGUCUCUGAUGGGGAAGGGGUGUGACGAGGAGGUUCUCCAGGUUCUUAAGGUUGCUUGUCGUUGUGUUCUUCCGGAUGUUCCCAAGGAGAGGCCAUCCAUGUUUGAGGUGUACCAAUUUCUGAGAGCCAUCGGGGAGCGUUACAGUUUCACGACGGAUGCUGACAUCAUCUUGCCCGAGGAGAUAGACGACGGGUUUCGGUUAGAUGAGCUGAUCGUGGCUCGAGAGGUAUGACUGGUCGGAGUAACACAUAUUCCCUCUAUUAUUCCUUUUAAACUGACUAUUAUUGUAUCGUUCUUGAUACAUCGAAAAAUGAAUGAAUGUAGACAUGAUGUAUGUCUAUAUUCAUUCAUUUUGCAAUGUAUCAAGAAAGUCGUAAUGGUGAGUUAAAAAGGAAUGAGGGGGGUGUACUCCGUUACUAUAAUGUGAUAUAGUAUAUAGACCAUUUAAAAAAAUAAUACGGAGUACUCCCCCAUAGGUUAUGAACCAUAAUUUUCUGCAAGUUUUGUUUGUUGCACUAAAGUUUGUUGUAUUCCAAGUUAUGAUUUCUGGUGUUCUAUAAUAUGUAUAUAUAAACCACGGUUAUACAACUGUCUCCAAUUGCCAUUUUUGUUGAAUUAGUAUGUAACAUUUAUUAAUUCACAGUACCCAUUUCCUAAAGCACAAUGGUGGUUUUGUUCUUGCGGAACUGAUUUCUGUA
Cuscuta campestris is the source of this 2872-nucleotide messenger RNA. Lineage: Eukaryota; Viridiplantae; Streptophyta; Magnoliopsida; Solanales; Convolvulaceae. The record is from the annotation of a GenBank genome assembly.